AUGGACCAGGGCGCCGGGAGCAGUCGCGGAGGAAGGGAGGAGGAGGAGCAGGCGGCGGGGGGCAGCGAGGCGCAGGGGAGCGGGAGCGGGAGGGAAGGGCAGGAACCAAAGAACGAGCAGCAACCUUCUCGGCCAACAACAUCAACACGGGCUGGGGAUAUCCAGGUCUUAUUGCGCAAGAUAGGUGCUGAAUUUCGUGACACCAUGGCUUUCAGCGCUGGAAUUGCAACUCGCAAGCUGGAGGCCAUCCUCGAGUCACUGAAGUCCGAUGAUCUGUCAGAUCAGCAACAGGGCCUCCAGGAGCUGUGCCAGUGUGUCAUGAUGUCCUCUGACGACUCACUGGCCUCAGCUCCUCAGCUUGGCGAGGUCAUCCCUCUUUUGGUGAACUUCCUAAGCUCUGACAGCUUUGAGCUGAUGCUGUACUCUGCCCGGUCUCUCAGAUACUUGGCAGAGAAUCUGCCAGGUUCAUGUCGACAGAUGGUUCAACUGGGGGUGGUUCCUGCCCUGAGUGCUAGCAUGCUGGCAAUACGAUUCAUAGAUGUUGCUGAAGAAUCACUAUCAGCGCUCUUCAAGAUAUCGAAAGAGGAACCUAAGAUAUGCCUUCAAAGUGGGGGAAUGACAGCUGUUCUUUUGCACAUGGAGUUUCUGGACUCUGGCAUGCAGCGCAUAGCUGUUGAGGCUGCUGCAAACAUGUGCAGAGCAGUCACCCCAGACACUUUUGAGAUGGUACAAGACCAGCUGGAGAAACUUGUGACAUUGUUGAAGUAUGAGGACACCCACCUCGUGGAAUGGUCAUGCACGUCGCUGGUGCGCAUAUGUGAGGCCAUCACCGCGAGAAGCAAUCUGAUUGGUGUGCUGGUUGAGUGCGGCGUUGUUGAGCCAGCCAUUGAGAUGAUUGCAGUUGAGGAAACUGGUGGCAUGGUUGCCCCACUGUCGCCUGCCACAUACUUUGGCCUCAUCCGUUUGCUGGCCAUAUGUGCUGCAAGAUCCCACAUGGUCGCAGAGACGUUACUAUCUUCUGGAAUCUCUGACACGAUGCUUGCUUUGGUUGGAAAUUCUGGUCUGAUUCACACGGGGGAGAGUGGAGGGCUUGUGCGUACGCAUGAGCACUUGUCGGAUGUCCUGAUGCUCAUUGACAGCGUCUUGCCUGCGGUUGACAAAGCGGGAGAGGAUGAGGAGGGUUCAGAAAAUGUAGCCCAGCACAGGCAGUUUGUGACUGAAAAUGCCAGUCUGGUUAACAAAUUCGGCCAGGACAUCCUCCCGCUGCUGAUGCAAGUUUCCAACACUGUGCACUUGCGGCCGAGGGUCCUGUCGAUUAUGGCCAAGGUGGUGCACUAUGUUGAUGUCACCACAUUGGGGGAAGUGAUUCAAGGCCUGGCUGUCUCCAGCCUCAUGGCAUCGCUGCUGGUGUCUCCAGACGACCAAAUUGUGGGCCAGGUGGUUGGGCUUGUUGAGCUUCUGAUGGAAAAGCUGCCAGAAGUGUUUGCCACACAGUUCAUGAAGGAGGGCGUUGUGCAUGCGAUGAAUAAACUUUCACAGGGCGCCAAUAAAACGGACCCUGUGCACCCUUCCACAUCCGAGGCUGGUCCGGGUCAGCCACCCUCUGCCCUGCGGCAAGACUCGGUCGGACGUGCAGAGGUCUUCUUGUCGAGACACUUUAGUGAUGUCGCAAAUGGAACUGAGCCAGAGGAGUUGCGGCACCUGCGCGACCUCAGCAUGCGUCUUGCAGAGCCGCAAGCACUGCAUGAGCUGCUCACAACGCUGAAGGCAGACAAGGGCUCACGUGUAUCUGUGUAUGAGUUUCUUAACAGUGGGGUAAUCGCUGCGCUAAACACUUUUCUGCGCGUGGAUGGGAACAAGGGGUUCCGCAGGAAUGUGGCAGAGAGCAUGCUUGUGAAUGUUAAGAGCUUGGUUGCUGCCAGUUUGGGGCCAGAGGCCGGUGAUGAACCACUGCUGGUGUGGCUGGUCCGCAAGCUUCGGGAUGCCCUCAUGGCCGUUGAGGAGUUUCCUGUGAGAACAAUGAUCGCCCGUAGGGUGCGGGUUCGCAGUUCUCUUAGGACAGGUGAGGCUGACCAGAGUCACAGGCUUUGUUCCAUCGGUGUCCCGCUGAAGUUGAAGCUUGUACGUCAUGAAGAGGAGGCUGAGUUGAAAGAUUUCAACAAGGAUGCAAAGCAAAGUAGUGAAUUGAGUGUGGAGCCGAUGGUGACCAUGCAGGCUUUGGAGGAUUGGCUGAUUCAGAGAGUUGUUUCCAGCAGUAAUGCUGAUGCUGAUGCUGGGCCCAGUGCUGCAGCUUCCACUUGCAAGGACCAGCAAGCUGAGGAGGCAAGACCAUCUUCCUCAAGACCCACCAGAACUGGAGGGAAUGCUGUGGCAGAUGGGACGGGGAGUGCCAGAGGUCCCAGCCGUGUAAUGACAAGGGCACAGACAGCAAGGCAACGUGAGCGUUCUGGGUUGGAAGGCCAGGGUGACGCGAUGUCUGAGGACGACCAGGAUGCAGUUGCAGAGGCUGUGGAUGUGGGUGAGGUUAUUGGGGACGAUGACAACAUGGACGAGGACAGUGAUCCUAUUCAGGAGGGGGGCAUUGACAACGAAGAUGAUGACCUGGAUUCUGUGUCAGAGGAUGAGCUGUCUGAGGAUGGCGAGCCAUGCCUUGGUGAGCCACAUGGGUUGAUGUCGUAUGCCCAGGCAGCCCAAGUGGGGGCUGGAGCACAGCCCAGGAUCAUGUUCCAGCUUGGAGAUGUUGCCUUGUCACCUCAGACAACAGUGUACCAAGCGGUCAGGGAGUACCUUGCAGCUCAGCAUGGGCUGGAGGAGGAUGUGGAGGGAGACUCUGAAAAGGUCGCUACUUGGCAACAGUGCUUUGAAGAGACUUUCAGCUUUAAAUACAGAACAGCCCCCCCAACGGAUGGUGCCAAAGAGAGGAGGGCAGCCAAGAAGAGGCACACCAGCAGACAGCAGCCUCUCCCUGUGGCUGUACUUGGCCGAUUGCCGCUGCCUGAGGACUUGAACGUCAGCACUGAAGUUUGGGAUGUGUUGGAGCUCAUGAAGAAACUCGACACCAUAAACCAGCUAGCGCCAAGGUGGCUUCCAAAAGACACUACUGGCAGCCGCAUGGUUUCAAGGAGGGAGUUCAUUUGCUCGAAGGUGGCCUCAAAAAUCACCCAACACUUCAAAGAUCCUCUGACAGUGUGUGCCAGGACCAUGCCACAGUGGACACACCAGCUGGCAAGCUCUUGCAAGUUUCUGUUUCCGUUUGAAACCCGCAGGAAGUUCUUCUACUGCUCACGUGUCGGCCUGCCACACAUUCUGAAGUUCUUGUUGGAAGAGCGCAAAGCUGCAUCGGGCAGUCCAAGCCUAACCAUGAACGUGAUUCGAGAUGACCAAGGCCGGCUCUCAAGGCUAGCGCAGCUGAAGGUGACUAAGCAAGUGAGGGUUGCCAGGCGUCAUUUGCUUCCAGGAGCAAUGAAAAUAAUGGAGAUCUAUGCCAAGAUGCAAGGCCACGAGCUUGAAGUGCAGUUCCUUGGUGAGGAAGGCACAGGCACAGGGCCAACCCUCGAAUUCUACACACUGUUGUCACAUGAGCUUCAGAAGCGCAAAUUGAAGAUGUGGCGAACAGAGGAUGCUUCGAUGCACAAAACCUCAGCUGGAGAGGGAGAAGAUGGUGACAACAGUGUUGAAAGAGGACCAGGGUUGGACAUUCAGGAACAUGUCUACGCCCCACAAGGGCUGUUCCCGAAGCCCAUUCCACAGGGCAAGGUCCACAAGAAGAUCCUUAACCACUUCAAGCUGUUGGGUCGAGCCAUGGCCAGGGCUCUCCUUGACCAGCGACUCCUGGACAUGGACAUCAACCCCCUUUUCUUCAAGGUGGCCCAAGGCGAGCCUGUGGACCUGCAUGACAUCAAGGAGAUUGACAAUGCUCUGGGCGUCACACUGGAGAAGCUGCAGGCCGCACUUGAGUCCUGGAAGGCCGGAGGUCGCAGGGGUCCCAUCGCGGUGGAAGGCACUGCUUUGGAUGACCUGUAUUUGACCUUCACUCUGCCAGGAUAUGUUGACUAUGAGCUUCGAGAGAAAGGGGGGCAGUCGAUCGUGCGAACAAGCACAUUAGAGCAGUACAUAGAUGCCGUUGUUAAGGCCACACUACAUGAUGGCAUCGAGCUCCAGGUGCAGGCCUUCAGGGAAGGAUUUGAGGAGGUUUUGCCGUUGGAGGUUCUGGAUUGCUUCUAUGAGGACGAGAUGGACGUGCUACUGCGCGGUGUGCAGGAGCCAUGGACGGUUCAGAAGCUGGCAGACUGUGUGAAAUGCAACCAUGGGUACACAGCACAAUGCCGGGCUGUCCAAUGGUUUCUGGAGAUUGUGUCUGAGCUUCGGGGCAUGGACCAGAGGCGGUUUGUGCAGUUUGUGACAGGGUCGCCACGCCUGCCACCAGGAGGCCUGGCCAGUCUUCACCCACCCUUGACGGUGGUGAAGAAGACACAGGCGACACAAGGUUCUGAAGGCACGUCGGCGGGUGGCACAUCCCAGGAUGACUCUCAGAACCUCACACUGCCCUCCGUGGCGACUUGUCAGAACUACUUCAAGCUGCCAGAUUACGCAAGCAAGGACAUCAUGCGUCGCCAACUCCUGUUUGCCAUCACCGAGGGUCAGAAUUCUUUCGACCUGACGUGA
Ostreobium quekettii is the source of this 4665-nucleotide messenger RNA. NCBI's taxonomy places the organism in Eukaryota, Viridiplantae, Chlorophyta, Ulvophyceae, Bryopsidales, Ostreobiaceae. The record is from the annotation of a GenBank genome assembly.